This is a messenger RNA of Trichomonas vaginalis G3, 576 nucleotides long. RefSeq names its product GTPase protein. Lineage: Eukaryota; Parabasalia; Trichomonadida; Trichomonadidae. The record is from RefSeq and is a predicted model, not a curated record. The coding region runs from base 1 to 576 and encodes 191 amino acids. Gene Ontology annotation, molecular function: GTP binding; GTPase activity. The transcript has a single exon.
AUGAAGCAGUGCAAAGUUAUUCUACUCGGAGAUUCUUGUGUUGGUAAAACAACACUCAUUCAUAGAUAUAUAUCGGGCGAAUAUAGAAAUGAUUUUAAGGCUACCUUGGGUACAAAUAUUACUACAAAAAUUUAUACAAAGGAUGACAAAGACAUUGAGGCUGCAAUUUGGGACACAGCAGGAACAGAACGUUUUAAGUCAAUUUCUUCAAUUCAUUAUCGUGAUGCGGAUGCUUGCAUUUUAGUUUUCGAUUACACAUCCUUAGAAACUUUCCAUAACUUAUCAAAUUGGAGACAAGAUGUAUUAAGCAGUGCGGGAAUCAAAAAUCUUGAUAGUUUUCCAUUUAUAGUUGCUGGAAAUAAAUGCGAUUCUCAAUUCGAUCGUCAAAUAGAAGAAUACAUGGUCAAAGAAUGGUGUGACAAUAACAAUAUGAAAUUCUUUUCUGUUAGUGCGAAAACAGGUGAAAAUGUCAACGAAUUAUUUAAUACAGCAAUAGAAUCAUGUCUAUUCAAAAAGAAUUCUCCACCGCCACAAAAGAUCGAUAUCCAAGAUAAUAAGAAACGAUUUUGCUGUUGA